AUGAGUACUACUGACCAAACAUCCGAUCCGUUCAAUGAACUCAUUGCGGAAUGCCAUAAUGACCCGACACGAAUCCAAGCUCGCUACGAAGCCCAUCGAACCAAUCGAAACAUCCAACAAAAGGAACGGCUGCUCGAUCCCGGUUUCUCCGGUUGGCAGAUCGACGAUAUUCUUGCACGCCUGCAUGAACAAGCAAACAACGAACAAGGUAGCACUGCGACAGCACCGUUCAUUGACCCCCGGCACAGCUUAACCAUCCUCGCUCGUCCACCGCAGCAUAUUCGAGACCUAGUGGCUGAGAUUCAAAGAGAGAUCGGGGAUGUUGCUCCAAGCCUCUGGUUUACACCUCCAGACUAUCUACACAUGACUACCUUGGAGAUCGCUAGUUGCCGGACGGAACCAGAGAUAGAUGACCUGGUCACUCGUCUGCAGCGCAGUGGGAUCAUACCGCAGUUGACGCAUUGCACCUUUCAUCAUCGCACACGGCUAUUCAAGCCGCUGAUUAGCUACGAUGCGACGGCAAUGGCUCUGAAUUUCGUCCCUGAAACUGGUGGGGACAUGAUGGGCCAUGUCCACGAGAAAGAAUGCCACGAUGAUCAGUAUACUUACCACCAUCUACGAGGAGACGUCUCCGCGCAGAUUGCGGCAAUCGGGUUGCCGAUGAAGCCCAGGUACAUUGCUCCGUCAGCGCAUAUCACCAUCGCACGAUUCAUCACUCGCGAAGGAUUCUUGCUGGAGACGUCUGGUCCAGACGGAGUGGAACAGGUUGAUACCGAUCAAAUUGCCUUACUGAUUCGAAGGAUUGAGUCAAUAAAUGAGAGGCUCCGGGCGGAAUAUUGGCCCCGUGAACGAGAGCCCAUACCUCGGAAAGGUGAGUGGAUCGUGGGAGAGGAGCGAGGGCUGGAAGUCUGUGUUGGGAGGUCAUUCUAUGGAGGCGGAGAGUGUGCCCAUGUAGGGAAAGGCUUUUUGAGAUACUAG
Messenger RNA from Aspergillus brunneoviolaceus CBS 621.78, 978 nucleotides. RefSeq lists its product as uncharacterized. The transcript is spliced from 3 exons. Bases 1 to 978 code for a protein of 325 amino acids. NCBI's taxonomy places the organism in Eukaryota, Fungi, Ascomycota, Eurotiomycetes, Eurotiales, Aspergillaceae. The record is from RefSeq and is a predicted model, not a curated record.